Closterium sp. Naga37s-1 is the source of this 1848-nucleotide messenger RNA. The record is from the annotation of a GenBank genome assembly. Lineage: Eukaryota; Viridiplantae; Streptophyta; Zygnematophyceae; Desmidiales; Closteriaceae.
AUGGCCUCUUCUUUUUCUGCAUCUUCUGCAUCCUUCUCGUCCACCUCCCCUUCCACUUCUGCUCCACUUCUCGUUGACUCCUCAUGCGACCUCUCUCACAACUACCUCACAGGUCGCGCACUGAAGCCUCUUGCUGUGCGCACCCUGGAUCUCUCCAGCAACUUCCUCUCGGGCACUCUGCCCGACGGGGCAUGCCAGCCUCUUUCUUUUGAUGCCAACUGCUUCACGCUGCCACUGGGCUGUGCCUUGGUGCCGCAGCGGCAGAAGGCAGCAUGCAAUGCAUUCUGUGGCGUCUCCUCUGCAGCUGGUGGUGCUUCUGCAUGUGGUGGACAUGGAGUGUGCUAUCCACAGGGGCCUAACUUGGCACCCACAUGUCUGUGCGAUGCGGGAUUCGUGCGCUCUGGAGACAUUGACUGUGUUGCUCAAGGCCAGAACAUGACUUACUCAAGCAGCCAGCCGGUUCUCCCGCCAGCAUCUGUGCUCACCAAGGGGACACAGCGGGAGACGAGGGGAAACUUCACCACAGCUCCGGUGACUCUGUUUGUGUACGAGGCAGGGCAGCGGCUGUCGGGGUGUGGACUGCAGCUCGCCUUCCAUGCCAACUUCACCUUCUCCCUCUCGCCUCAAUCCGGCCGCGUGGGCUUCAACGGCUUUGCCUUUGUUAUCUCGGCAACGGACCGGGUGGGGAGAGGCAUCGGUGUGGGGUAUGGUGGAAUGGACAUGCGAAGUGUGGCAGUUGAGUUUGACACUCGGCAGGACAAGCAGCACGGCGACAUGAGCAGCCAGCAUGUGGGGCUGAAUGUUCGAGGCGAGGACAAGUCGCUAGCCGCUGUGCCGUCACCGUUCCCUCUAAGCAGCAAGAAGGCGUACACAGCAUGGGUGGACUAUGAGCCGGGGGAUCCCGGCACCAUCCAAGUCUUCCUGGCUGACUCGAAGGAGAAGCCACAGGAGGCGGUGCUGGAGAGGAGGCUGGCGCUGUGCGAGGUGCUGCAGGGUGGGGCGGAGCAGCACGCCUUCUUCUUUGGCUUCGUGGCCUCCACCACUGUGAAGCCGUUUCAGAAGCACGUCAUUCUCGAAUCUACAGUGGACACAGGCCUUCCUGCUUCUCCCCGAUCAGUCACACGUACUCCAGCCUAUGGCCUGCAGCUGUUAACGAACACGUACAUGCCAUCAUGGGCCAGCCCCUUCCCACGCUACGUGAGUGCGGACUACCGAGUGGCGCCCAGCAAGCAAGACUCGUGGGUUAUCAUCGACUUCCACUCCUGGGACUCCGUGCCCUUCCUCGGCUGGCCUGUCAAGGACCAGAAAGACUGCAAUGCUUGUUGGGCGUUUGCACUGGUGGCAAGUGUGGAAGCUGCAUACGGCAUUGCAACGAAUGGAGAGGCGCCGCAGCUGUUAGUGGAGUCACUCUUUGCAGCCAUGGGGCUCACCUCCGAGGCUGACAAGUGCAGCACGGGGGGCUCCCCCACCGAGGCGCUUGAAACGCUUCUCACGCUGCCCAAUGGCGGAAUCACAGAGGCUGGCGCACCUAAUAAGAAGUACCCUGUUCACGCAUUUGAGCGCACUCGAUUCAAGGGAUUCGUGGGGCUCAUGCUGGCAGUUCGACGACAGCCAGUGGUGGUUCACAUAGAGGCUUCUUCUCGAGAUUUCGCGCAAUAUGACGGGACCUUCAAGCACCAGGAUCCUGGCUGCUACACCGGUAGACUGAACCACGCUGUACUCGUUGUUGGCUACUUCAUCUUCAGAAAUGACGGCAGCCAAAAUCGCAUUGCGCCUCCUACUCCUGCAUCUGCCCUCUCAACUACGUUGAAAGCACAACCAUUGACAGCUUCCCCACCUGCGACCCAG